Molecule: messenger RNA, 370 nt
Organism: Suillus bovinus
Lineage: Eukaryota; Fungi; Basidiomycota; Agaricomycetes; Boletales; Suillaceae
Exons: 3
Source: RefSeq, a predicted model, not a curated record
GUCCUUGCCCUGUGUCUCGCGAUCUGGAUUUGCUGUGAAGCACUUCCGUGAACUGCGAAGACACUCAGCGGGAGGAAUUAUCGGGGACUGUUUCACGGUGUUAUGCAAAACUCACAUGGUUACUUUGCAAGGCUUCUCUUGCUUUCAACUCAUUUUAUUCUCUCCGACUGUCGCAGCGGACGCAUUCUCCCUGGACACUCAAAUUUACAUCGGUUUCUCUCAAAUCUUCGACAUAAUGCAGCUAUCUGUGCUGGGACCACGCCUCAUCCUUAGCGUUCGAGAAUAUCAUGCGAAACUCGUGGCGGACUCCGAUACAGCAACUGCUAUGAGUUCAAUGGCUUUCCAAGAACACGUUCAUAUGGAAAACUAG